Molecule: messenger RNA, 1533 nt
Organism: Rubroshorea leprosula
Lineage: Eukaryota; Viridiplantae; Streptophyta; Magnoliopsida; Malvales; Dipterocarpaceae
Source: the annotation of a GenBank genome assembly
UAAACUAAUCCUCUGGUUAUGAACCAUUUGAAACAAACUCUUUCUCACAGCCUAAGAAGGGGCAUAAAUCACCAUAUCAAGAGUCUCAUUUAGGAGUUCCUUCAAAUACCCAACAUCCCUUAAUGUGCAGAAUCUAUUCGACCUUAUUCCCCAACCGUCUUCCUCUUUAACAAGCUCAUCUAAGCCUAUGCCUCUCGAAACCAGCCCUAUCAAUGUCUCUCCCCCUACUUACGUGUGUGCCUCCAAAACUGCCAGCCAAACAAACACUCCUUCUCUUUCCUCUUUGCCGCGUGUGCCUUGCUUCCCUCUCCUCUCCAUGGCCAAAUCAUCCACACCCGCUUUGUCCAGUUCGGUUUCGGGGAUGAUUGUUUUGCUUCGACUGCUUUGCUUGACAUGUAUGCAAAGCUGCGUUUUAUUGGAAUUGGCUCGCCAGUUGUUCGAUGAAAUGUCUCUGACAAACCUUCCCACUUGAAAUGCUAUGCUUUCGGGUUAUUCUAGAAGUGGGGAUAUGAAGGGGGCUUUGGAAUUCUUUGGGUCGAUGCCGGAGAGGAAUGUGGUUUCGUGGACUGCAAUGAUAUCUGGGUAUUCACAGAAUGGCCAGUAUUGGGAAUCCAUGGAUAUGUUUUUGAGAAUGGAAGAGAUAGGAAUGAAGCCUAAUGAAGUGACCAUAGCCAGUGUGUUUCCAGCUUGUGCAAACGUUGGCGCACUUGAGGUUGGAGAGCGGAUUGAAGGGUAUGCAAGAGCAAAUGGGUUAUUUCAGAAUUUGUACGUAAGCGAUUGUGUGUUACAAAUGUAUGCAAGGUGUGGUAAAAUUGAGGUAGCAAGGCAGGUAUUUGAUGAGAUUGCCAAGAGAAGAAACUUGUGCUCAUGGAAUUCAAUGAUCUUGGGCCUUGCUGUUCAUGGAAAGUGUAACGAAGCUCUUGAGCUUUACGAUAAUAUGCUGUUUGUUGCUGGUGACAACAGGAAGAAGGAACUACUCCAGAUGAUGUCACAUUUGUAUGGCAUUGCUCCAAAAUUGGAGCAUUAUGGCUCCAUGGUUGAUCUUCUAGGCCGUGCUGGAAGAUUGCAAGAAGCGUAUGAUUUCAUAAAAUCUAUGCCAAUAAAACCGGAUUCGGCAGUAUGGGGAGCUCUUCUUGGAGCUUGCAGCUUCCACAACAAUGUUGAGGCGACUGAAAAGGCAGCAGAAUUCCUCUUUCAGCUUGAGCCAUGGAAUCCGGAGAACCAUGUCAUUCUUUCCAACAUAUAUGCAUCUGCAGGCCAAUGGGACGGGUUUGCAAGGCUAAAAAUGGCGAUGAAGGGUGGUCAGGUUACCAAGGCUGCAAGAUAUAGUCUCACUGAAGAGGGAGGUGAAAUGCACAAGUUUAUUGUGGAGGAUGAAUCACAUCCCAUGUGGAUGAAAUAUAUACAGUUUUAGAUCAAGUUUUAACCAUGAUGAAGCUAAAAGAUGGAACAACUGACAUUGAAUCAAACUUGAAGAGUUGUAUAUAAUGGAUCAAAGUUGAUCGUUUCUCUCUAUAAAAUCUCAACUUUUUU